This is a messenger RNA of Heterobasidion irregulare TC 32-1, 231 nucleotides long. RefSeq lists its product as uncharacterized. The record is from RefSeq and is a predicted model, not a curated record. Gene Ontology annotation, cellular component: NatC complex. The transcript has a single exon. The annotation marks the transcript as partial. NCBI's taxonomy places the organism in Eukaryota, Fungi, Basidiomycota, Agaricomycetes, Russulales, Bondarzewiaceae.
CCGUCCCCAUUCAUGGCCGACGCCCUCAAGCCCCUCCUCCGCCGCCCCCUCCGCGUCACCAUCGCCGACGGCCGCAUCUUCCUCGGCACCUUCGUCGGCACAGACAAGGCCCUCAACCUCCUCCUCGUCAACACCGACGAGUUCCGCCUCGGCCCCGCAGAGAACCCGCACGGGCGCUACGUCGGCCAGGUCAUGAUCCCCUGGCCCAGGAUCGUCCGCGUCGAGGCGCAG